This is a messenger RNA of Oncorhynchus keta (chum salmon), 3529 nucleotides long. It is a transcript of the gene hsd17b7, whose product is annotated as hydroxysteroid (17-beta) dehydrogenase 7. Lineage: Eukaryota; Metazoa; Chordata; Actinopteri; Salmoniformes; Salmonidae. The coding region runs from base 141 to 1178 and encodes 345 amino acids. Gene Ontology annotation, cellular component: endoplasmic reticulum membrane. Gene Ontology annotation, molecular function: 5-alpha-androstane-3-beta,17-beta-diol dehydrogenase (NADP+) activity; 3-beta-hydroxysteroid 3-dehydrogenase (NADP+) activity; estradiol 17-beta-dehydrogenase [NAD(P)+] activity. The record is from RefSeq and is a predicted model, not a curated record. Gene Ontology annotation, biological process: cholesterol biosynthetic process. The transcript is spliced from 9 exons.
UCCAAUCACACCAUGUAGCCGUGUCUGCAUAGGCUAUCGUUGUGUUCAUAACAUCGGACCAGAGUGUUCUACAUCGAUAGUAUUAUUUUCUGUUAUCUUCUUCACUUUCACCAGUUUCCUACAUUUGAAGAAGAGCCAUCAUGGAGAAAGUGAUUUUAGUGACCGGUGCGAACAGUGGUAUCGGCCUAGCCCUGUGUGAGCGGCUGCUCUAUGAGGACAGUCAGCUGCAGCUGUGUCUGGCCUGCAGGAACAUGCAGAGGGCUGAGGCGGCCCGCUCCGCUCUGCUGACCUCUCACCCCGACGCCCAAAUAGACCUGCUGCACCUGGAUGUAGGCUCUGUCCGCUCGGUUCUCCACGCCGCCCACAAGGUCAAGGCUAGGUACAACAGACUGGACUACCUAUACCUUAAUGCCGGGAUCAUGCCAAAUCCACAGAUUGACAUCAAAGCCUUUUUCAAGGGCCUAUUUUCUAGCAACGUCGUCAAAAUGUUUGCCACAGCAGAGGGCCUCCUGACCCAGCAGGACCGUGUCAACAAAGAUGGACUACAGGAAGUGUUCGCCACAAACCUGUUUGGACACUUUGUGCUGGUCAGGGAGCUAGACUCUAUCCUUUGCCAGGCUGGUCAGACCUCCCGGGUAGUGUGGACUUCGUCCAGCAAUGCCAGACGCUCAGCCUUCAGUCUAGACGAUGUCCAGCACAGACUGGGGACCGAGCCCUACGCGUCCUCAAAGUAUGCCUCCGACCUUAUCAGCCUUGCCCUCAACAGACACAACAACAGCCAGGGGCUGUACUCAUCAGUGAUUUGUCCAGGGCUGGUGAUGACCAAUCUUACCUAUGGCAUCCUCCCCUCCUUCUUCUGGACCCUCAUCAUGCCCAUCAUGUAUCUUAUAAGAAUCUUCACCAACACGUUCACACUGACACCGCACAAUGGAGCUGGAGCAUUGCACUCGCUGUUUCUGAAAAAAACGGAGUCCCUGGAUCCGAGGGCAAAGUAUCACAGUUUGACGUCAGGCAUGGGGAGCAACUACACGCAGCCUCGACAAAUGGACAUCGAUGAUGACAUGUCAGAGGCCCUGUAUGUGAAACUGCUGGAAAUGGAAAAAUCUGCUCGUAAGAGAUUGAAAGAAGAGGAUGACAAUAAACAAGCCUACAAAAAGUACCUCAACCAGACAGAGUAGUAUUUUGUAUGGCUAUACUCCUUUGCUGACUAGUUUAGGCCUAAUCACACAACUUUUAUUCUAUAGCAUAUAAUAUAUAAUUUUGUUACGUUACAGCCUUGUUCUAAAAUUGAUUAAAUACAUUUUUAAAAAUCUCAGCAAUCUACACCAUAAUGACAAAGUGAAAACAGAUUUUUUGAAUUGUUUGCAAAUGUAUUAAAAAAUAAAAACGAAUAACUUAUUUACAUAAGUAUUCAGACCCUUUGCUAUGUGACUCAAAAUUGAGCUCCAGUGCAUCCUGUUUCCAUUGAUCAUCCUUGAGAUUUCUACAACUUGAUUGGAGUCUGCCUGUGGUAAAUUAAAUUGAUUGGUCUUGAUUUUGAAAGGCAAACACCUGUCUAUAAGGUCCCACAGUUGACAGUGCAUGUCAGAGCAAAAACCAAGCCACGAGAUUAAAUGAAUUGUCUGUAGAGCUCCGAGACAGGAUUGUGUCAAGGCACAGAUCUGGGGAAGGGUACCAAAACAUUUCUGCAGCAUUGAAGGUCCCCAAGAACACAGUGGCCUCGAUCAUUCUUAAAUAGAAAAAGUUUGAAACCACCAAGACUCUUCCUAGAGCUGGCUGCCCGGCCAAACAGCAAUAGGGGGAGAAUGGCCUUGGUCAGGGAGGUGACCAAGAACCUGAUGGUCACUCUGACAGAGCUCCAGAGUUCCUCUGUGGAGAUGGGAAAAACUUCCAGAAGGACUACCAUCUAUGCAGCACUCCACCAAUCAGGCCUUGAUGGUAGAGUGCCCAGACGGAAGCCACUCCUCAGUAAAAGGCACAUGACAGCCUGCUUUGAGUUUUCCAAAUGUCACCUAAAGACUCUCAGAACAUGAGAAACAUGACUCUCUGGUCUGAUGAAACUAAGAUUGAACUCUUUGGCCUGAAUGCCAAGCGUUAUGUCUGGAUGAACCCGAUCGAACAUCUCUGGAGAGACCUGAAAAUAGCCGUGCAGCAAUGCUCCCCAUCCAACUUGACAGAGCUGGAGAGGAUCUGAACAGAAUUGUAGAAACUCCCCAAAUACAGAUGUGCAAAGCUUGUAGCGUCAUACCCAAGAAUACUUGAGGCUGUAAUUGCUGCCAAAGGUGCAUCAACAAAGUACUGACUAAAGGGUCUGAAUACUUAUGUAAAUGUGAUAUUUUAAUUAGCAAAAAAAUCUAAAAACCUGUUUUUGCUUGGUGAUUAUGGGGAAUUGUUUGUAGAUUGAGGGGGAAAAAACUAUUUAAUCAAUUUUAGAAUAAGGCUGUAACCGAACAAAAUGUGGAAAAAGUCAAGGGGUCUGAAUAAUUUCCGAAAGCACUGUAUAUAAACGAAACUGUUUUAUUCAGUGUGUUUUACUCCGUGUGAAUUAAGAGAAAUUGUAUUCUCUGUAUAAGUUGACCAUAGCCAUGAGGGACUAGUGGUUUGAAUAAUGUCUCUCUUUGAGUGAAUACUCUAUAGAAUCAUCUGUUUGCAUUGACUUUUUAUCAGCCACCAUUUUCAAUAGCCUCCCUAGUUGAGUAGAGGUUUCCCCAUUUUCAAUAGCCUCCCUAGUUGAGUAGAGGUUCCCCCAUUUUCAAUAGCCUCCCUAGUUGAGUAGAGGUUCCCCCAUUUUCAAUAGCCUCCCUAGUUGAGUAGAGGUUUCCCCAUUUUCAAGCACUUCAUAAUUUGAUCUUGGUUAGUGUACGCUAGCUAGGCUACAUGAGUGCUGUUCCUUUUGUGACUAUGACAGGAACAUGUACAGUAGGCACUCAAGUAGAUUAAAAUAUGGUUGAAAGAAUAUAUUAAAACAGACUGCAACUUGAAUACUGAAAUCCACUGAAAAUACUGGAACACUAAAAGCAAAUGCUGAAACUGAUACACCUGAAAUGGUUAAUGGACAUUUGUUAAUGUCUCAGAAACAAGCCUGUACAUUCCUGCUGCUAACUCAAGGAGCUAAAUGUUGUAGACUGUCAAGAGGUUUUGUGAAUUAUCAAGCACAAAUAGCAAUAACUGACCAGAACUAGGCAUCGCAUUCCUUUGUGUUUGCUUGGUUAAGAUGAAGAGUUGUGAGCCGUUGAACUUUUAUUGAAAUGAAAGUUUAAAAUGAAAGAUUUCUUUGCAUUAUUUAUGUGUAGCUUGUUUGAAUGAAAAGUUGAUUGACGCCACCACUCUUCAAGCUAAUGCUGACUUUGGUUCAAUUUCUGACGUGUUCUUAUCUGCAGUGCCUUUAGAAACUUUUUCCACAUUUUGUUGUGUUAAAGCCUGAAUUUACAAAAUGACUAAAUUGAGAUAGUGUCACACAAUACCCUAUAAUGUCAAAGUGGAAUUAUGUUUAUAGAAAUGUUUACAAAUGAAUAAAAAAUGAAAAGCU